Messenger RNA from Diaporthe batatas, 1461 nucleotides. RefSeq lists its product as uncharacterized. The record is from RefSeq and is a predicted model, not a curated record. The transcript has a single exon. Bases 50 to 1039 code for a protein of 329 amino acids. NCBI's taxonomy places the organism in Eukaryota, Fungi, Ascomycota, Sordariomycetes, Diaporthales, Diaporthaceae.
CCAACUCACCAUGGCCAUCAGAUAGCAAACACCUCGUCCAAACUGCAUCAUGCGUCUAGUCAUAUGCGCUGCGUCUAGGCUGUCUCGCCCAGGGAUUGGCCAGGCUUUCACGGCUGCACCACCAGCUACCUUGCGCUACUCAUCCAACGCCUCAGCAGGGAACACAGAUAGCAUCUCGGCGGAAAUCACCUCGGCGGAAAGCACCACGGCAGAAAGCACCACGGCGGACGAGUUUGUUAAACAGGUUAUUGGUACACCCGCUGUCCUAGCCACAGGGAAUUCCAAGGGCAAGAAAUCGUCCUCGAACGUGGCCAAAGAGGCGAACCCACAGAAUGUGUUCAGAGUGGUUGCCGAACCGCCACGUUCAAUAAGGAAACAGGCCGAGGGACCAUCCUCGGGCGCCGUCAGGAAGGUGCAGAUGAAGAAAAUCUUCAGGAAGGUGAUGCUAGAUGACAAAGAGCCCGAGAACCCGUCCUCGAUUGUGGACAAACCGCUCCCGAUGCAGUCCAACGACACAAAAACUGCUUCGCCUUUGAUCAGGAAAGCACCUGUCCACGGCACUCAGCCAUGGAGACUCCCAAGCAAGCUGUGGCCAGAGAAGCCAGCAGCUGUCAUUUCACGCCGUGGACUCCUGAUACUUCGCGGACUUCCGCUAGAGACAACCCUAAGAGACAUCAUCCUGGCGAUCGACCACGCCGCCCGCAAUCGCCAGGUUUCCCGGCUCGAAGCUCUCGUAGCAGAUAUCGCGAUCAAAACUAGCGUGGACAAAUCAACCGAGGUAGACGCCGUUGUCGAGUUCAAGCAUCCAGAUAGCGCGAUGCGCUUCCGAGGCCUGGUCAGCAAAGGGGAGUUCAGAGUACGUGGUGUGCUGCCAACAGGACCGGCAUCCUUUUAUAACCCCAAGGACCCAUCCAAGUUACCACAGGCGUUCGAGGGCGACGGAAUCAUCGCCCGACUCUCCAAAGUAGACCGCGCGGAAUAUUUCACCUCGCCGGAACAGCGCAAGAUUGUACGGCGGACACAUCUAAUCUACAAUUAGAACUCCGGAUAUAACAAACCGGGGAUCGCCAACGGCGCCCCCCCUCCCCCCCCCCCCCCCAAAAAAAAAAAGAGUUUUGGAGGUGGCGCAAUCAAUAUCACGCCAGAAGGAGACGGAGCACGCCCUGGUCAGGGAACUCGGUGUGGACCAGCCAUGGGGCAAUCGUGCUCAAGGCAACUACAAGUGACCAGGUGCAAGGGGGACGGCUGGUGGGCUUCUGAGCCUUUGCCGAGUCAGGGACGGACGAUAACAAACAGGAGCAUGGGUAUGACCGGUGUGCUCUCAAAUGUUGGAAAUACCCAGGUAUGGGCCUAAUACGAUCCUAUCUCAUUUGCGCAUGCUUUCAAGAAUAGUCAGUAACCGGCAAUUAUAUUCACUGAGGCAUAUUAUAAAUCAAAUAUACACAAUGCUUAACGACCUAG